CUUGUAUAGACGUAUAAGGAUGUACGGAACUGGUAUAAAUAGUGUGUUGCCAAACGACGUAGAUCAUUUGCGAACUAUUAGCUGACAUAUAAAUUACAAGGUUGUUUUAUUAUUAUUUUGUUUAUAAUUAUGAGUGCAGUUAAUACACAUUUAAUUUGUGAAAUGGAUAAGAAUUCAACGGUCACAUCAACUACGAUGAAUCAAAAUCUGCUAGGGUCAGACGAAGGGGAUGCUAUCCAGAACAGCAUGUUCUCGCCUUUGGCACCACCGUUUGAGAGUCGUUUGAACAAUCUACGACAGAAUUCUGUUCAUCAUUCCACUUUGACAGGACCACGGAAUUUUUCACAACCAAUGAUGAAUCUCAGGACAAACCAUUCAGACGCACUCUUCGAAGACAUAGGUUCCAGGUCUCAAAACUAUUCGAUUAAUGACAACGGGGAUGCAAGUUCGCGUGCGCAGAAUGUGUGCGGUGAAGGCGUCCCCACUGGAGACACCACCGCUAAGAACGAAAACAUUUUCGACGCCUACGAUUUCUUGCUUAAAAGUAUGAAGUCAGCGCACAUGUACAUCUCGUUACUGAACCCGGAGCAACUGGCAGUGUUGGGCGCAAUGCGACCGAGCGUCCUCUACGAGUUUCUGCAGGGCAUACUGAAAGCUAAGACUGGCAAACGCACCAAGCGACUGCCUACAGAGUGCGCAUUUUGCAAAAACAAUGGUGAAAGCGAAGAGUGCUACAUGUCGCACCCGCUAAAGGAUUUCCGCGGGCGUGUGUUGUGUCCCGUGCUGCGCGCCUUCCGUUGCCCGCGGUGUGGCGCCACUGGCGACCGUGCUCACACCAAGAAAUAUUGUCCUGAAAACCCCGAAAAUGGUAUAAAUCGUUCAGGAGACUACCAGUACCAACGGCGCCUUUCUUCCGCAUCUUCAUUCUUCAUGAGCGAUGGUGUCCACGCGCCGGCCGCGACCCCGCCCAUGCCUUCUCCGUCGGACAGCGAUACAGGCUUCAACACACAUUUGUGGUCAAGCUUCACCUUGAACUGACUGCGGAAACAUUGAAAGGACCAAACCAUAAACAAACUUAACUAUAUCUGACAGCAAAAAUUCUAGACCCUAAGUAUAGUGUUAACGUGUUUAUUAUAGUUCGAACAUAAGUACUAUUAGUAAGUAUGUAGUAUUAGUUGGGGUAGUGCCUGGCGAGUUCGUCUUGCUAUGUGAAAUAGUGUGCUCGAGGCUCGUCCGGCGCAGGCGCAGGCGCAUUCAGCCACCGGUAUGCAGGACAUACCGCGACUGAUAUCGCACCACCGACACCACAGAUUACCUAUUUUUAUUCUUUAACUUUCACUUAAAAACGGAACAGAUUCAAUAUUUUCCUUUUCAAUCUCAACAAUCAAUUAUAAUUCUUUAAAA
Molecule: messenger RNA, 1404 nt
Organism: Papilio xuthus (Asian swallowtail)
Lineage: Eukaryota; Metazoa; Arthropoda; Insecta; Lepidoptera; Papilionidae
Exons: 7
Coding region: 130-1038 (302 amino acids)
Molecular function (GO): RNA binding; zinc ion binding
Source: RefSeq, a predicted model, not a curated record